AUGGCAGACACAGAACAGUCCGAGGCGCCCGUGGAGCUUCAGAGCAGAAAUGUGAUUUACUGCGGAGUGUGUACUCUGCCUCCUGAGUACUGCGAGUAUGGAGGCACCGUCAAGAAGUGCCAAGAAUGGCUAGAGAAGAACCAGCCGGCCAUGUAUGAGAGGAUAUGGUCCCCUGAGGCUUUGGAAGCCGCCGCCUCGUCUCUCUCGAUAGAUGCGCAGAAGAGAGCUGCCAAGGAUGCGCAGAAGAAGGCUGCCAAGGCCGAGGCCGCAGAGCAGAAGCAGGCCACCAAGCUGGCCACGAGUGUCGUCACCAUCAAGCGGAUCGAGAGAAACAAGAAAAAGUUUGUCACGGCGGUCAUUGGUCUGGAGGCGUUCGGUCUGGAUCUGAAAAAGGUUGCCAAGGAUUUCGGAAAGAAGUUUGCAACGGGAUCCUCCGUGACAAAGCUUCCCAGCGGCGGCGAAGAAAUCGUGGUCCAGGGAGAUGUGAGCGACGAGCUGGAAGAAUUCAUUCUGGAAAAGUACAAGGAUGUACCAGAGGACAACAUCGAGUUUGUUGAUGACAAGAAGAAGAAAUGA
Molecule: messenger RNA, 576 nt
Organism: Trichoderma aggressivum f. europaeum
Lineage: Eukaryota; Fungi; Ascomycota; Sordariomycetes; Hypocreales; Hypocreaceae
Exons: 4
Coding region: 1-576 (191 amino acids)
Biological process (GO): formation of translation preinitiation complex; translation reinitiation
Molecular function (GO): translation initiation factor activity; mRNA binding
Source: RefSeq, a predicted model, not a curated record